Molecule: messenger RNA, 1118 nt
Organism: Olea europaea var. sylvestris
Lineage: Eukaryota; Viridiplantae; Streptophyta; Magnoliopsida; Lamiales; Oleaceae
Product: probable 2-oxoglutarate-dependent dioxygenase AOP1.2
Exons: 2
Coding region: 75-782 (235 amino acids)
Molecular function (GO): dioxygenase activity
Source: RefSeq, a predicted model, not a curated record
GAAACUGGAGUAACCAUAAAGACAGUUGAAUUGAAUAACCACUUUAUCUUACUAUCCAAGUGAAUGUAAGAAAAAUGGGUUCCGAUUCCGAAACUAUCAAGCUUCCCACCAUAGAUUUCUCCGAGGUCAAACAAGGUACUCAGACGUGGGACUUGGUGAAAAAUCAAGUCCGCCGGGCCCUAGAAGAAUACGGUUGUUUUGAGGCUUUAUUUGAUAAAAUUCCAAAAGGAACUCGUAAAGCAACACUUGAUGCAUUAAAAGAGCUUUUCGAUCUCCCUUUACAAAUUAAGCUCAAAAACAGAUCGAACAAGCCCUACCAUGGGUAUGUUGGACAACAUGCCUUUGUGCCACUCUAUGAGAGCUUGGGUAUCGGUAAUGCACUUGCCCUUGGAAAGAUCGAAAACUUCGCUAAUCUUAUGUGGCCAAACGGAAACCCUACUUUUAGUGAGGCCGUACAGUCCUUCUCGGAACAAUUAUCAGAAUUAGAUCAAAUAGUUAGAAGGAUGACUAUUGAGAGCUUGGGAGUAGAAAAAUACAUGGAUGAGCACAUGGAAUCGACAGAUUACCUUGUUCGAAUGCAGAAGUACGAUGGACCUCAAAGCAAUGAGACGAAGCUUGGAUUGACUUCCCACACUGAUAAGAACAUUGUAACCAUAUUGUAUCAAAGUGAAGUAACUGGAUUGGAAGUCUUAACGAAAGAUGGAAAGUGGAUUACUGUUGAACCCUCGCUUGACUCUUUCAUUGUCAUGAUUGGAGAUUCUUUCCUUGUAAGUACAUCCUAACUUCUCGUUUUAUUAAUAAUUUUUAUUUUCAUGAUUUAGUUAAGAUAAAUCCUUUUAAACGAAUAAGGAUGGAUGAUUUAUAAGAAUAAUUGGAAGUCAUCCUUUUCCUUUCAUUAAUGUAACAAAUCUUCCGACAAACUUUUUUUAGUAUAAUGCAUUCUCAUCCUCUCAAUUAUGUAGCAAAAUUCGUUGUUCCAUCCAUUUAGUUGAAUUUGCCAUCCUCUUAAGUGAAUAAAAAUAAAAUUAACUCACAAAGCAACAAAAAAAGGAACGGAAAUUGCAGAGGCAGUCCAAUGACAUUUCAAUGAUUUUGUUGUUUUCUCUUUUUUUAUUCAA